AUGGACCACGUCCACGAUAACGACGAUAUGGAAGACCCUCAUGAUCUGUCCUUCUCGAGCAACCACAUCCUCCGAGCUUCCAUGGUCGAUAACCUAGUUUUGUCGCUCGACCAAUUCUCUGGCGGUAUAUUCGACGACGGCCCGUAUACGCCGCGGAGCAACAGUUACGAUACCAAUGCGAGGAUCCGGAAGAGAGGGCAUACAUUUUCUUCGUCGACGUCUUCGGAGAAUGAUGUCCAACAUAUAAGACCUAUGCCCCAGUUGCCACAGACAAUCCCCAGAGUUCCUGUGCGCAACAGUGUUAGGUAUCAAAAGGAUCUGCAGAGACUGCCGAGCAUAUUUGGAGAAGACGAGGAAUCGGUCCGUGCGAAGGUCUAUGAUGCACAAAGAGCCAUCCAGCCCCGUCACCCGAGGCGGAAAAAGAAUGCCUCUGGUGGUGGCAGAAGCACUAACAGUAGUGCAUCGUCAAGUAUUGACUUGGGACAUCUGGCCAGUCUGACGGGUCGUCUAGGAGGACCGGGCAACAGACGGUCCCGGAGCUUCGAUUUCGGCGCGAGACCACGAGAGUUACGUACCAUCAAGCCACUCGGAGCUGCUGACGGGGCGCCCACUCCGGUCAUAUUCUCGGGCCCAGAAGCUCAGAGUGCGACACCAGGAGGACCUCCGGGCUCACCUCUUGUGCGGAAGAACAGUGCCAAAUCCUCCAAGAGCGCGUACGCUAAAAAGGGCCGAGCAGCAGCUUUGGGAUCCAACGCAGCACGAAACGAAUCCGUGCCCCAACUUCCUUCCAUGAAAAGUGUACCGAGCUUCAACACCGCGGAACAAAAAGCGAACAUAGGAGCUGUGCAUGGAACAAUCGCAACGCCCAGGCCUGGCUUCUUUCGGCGUGUCUUUGGCUCCUCGAGAAACCCAUCGGUGCAGACGGACACCAGUCCAGCGCCCCAUGUACUUACGAAGUCACAGCCUGGGCGAGCGACUCCCGUACAGGACGAGAAUGCACAUCCUCCCACGACGCCGCCCGGCAAAACGCAAAAGCUUGUCCGGCGGACGUCCACCGAUGCUUCAGCAAACAAAGAGAACCAGCCAGUCAUCACCAAAAAGUCGUCCGCAUUUUUCCGCCGAAGGAAGAAGUCAGUCUCAAACGUAGUCCCGCCACCACUGCCUUUGACCCUACACUCGGACUUACCAUCAGAGAAUGAGCCUGUGGACGGAACGAGUCCGGUAAGCAGCCUCAGGGCGUUUAUGGAUCCCUAUCUCGUCGACCCUCCAUCCGCGACAGGACACGCUCAUCCUCGUAGCCAUAGCCGAACGAGUUCAAUGCAAGGUUUCUAUACCCCGCCUCUACCACCUCCCGGGUUCGGCUUGCCAAACCAAGCUCCCAGUCGCCCCAAAGGAGGCGGCCAUACUCGAUCGGAAUCCCACACCAGUAAUAAGACGUUGAAAUCGAACUCCAAGCAGGUCUCGGCUCUUCGAAUUCCUCACCAGGACUCGUUUCUGGCGGAUAGCAGCAGCGCCGAGGAGCCUAUGAAACGCUCUCCCUUUGACGCUGGUCACCAAUUUGACAAUGAACGGCGCUCAUUACGAUACCGGGCCAGCGUGAGCGACUUGAAGCUGGAUCACACACCCUCCGCUACCUCAUUACCUAGCCCGCUAUCUGAUCCAAGGACCGCGACUACUCGACAGGGAUCUUGGAGGUCCGACAAGGUGUCACCUGUAUCUUCCAUAAUCGUGCCUCCAACCUCAGGGCCCCAAAAUGCCGAACAUGGGAAUAAGCCCAUGUCAACGAGGCGACAAAACACUCUUGAGGUUGGACGCAAAGGGACAAAGGGUUCCCCAUUCGCGUCAACGUCUGAUGUGAGUGAUUAUAGAUCAGCGCCGAGCACGCCCCUGAUCAUCGAAACUCCCGACGGCGACAUGGCCUCGCCGUUUAGCUCUGUCUUGCCGAGCGACUCUCAGACCGGCCUUGAAGCAGACUACAAAAAGAGGGCUCGACAGAUAUUCGACAACACCGACGACGAGGUUGAUCCUUCUUCAGCCGGUGCGUGGUUGGGAGACCCGGGUCCCGAAAGGGAAUAUGUGCGGAAAGCAUAUAUGGAGCUCUUCGAUUGGAAGGAUCAGAAUAUCCUGGAUUCCCUUCGAGGUCUUUGUGACAGGAUCAUGCUCAAAGGAGAGACGCAGCAAAUGGACCGCAUCGUGGAUGCCUUUGCCCAGCGAUGGUGCGAGUGUAACACAUCGCAUACUUUCAGAUCAAGCGAUGUGGUGCACACAAUUUGCUACUCAAUCCUCCUCUUGAAUACCGAUCUUCAUCUGGCGGACAUUGACCAGAAGAUGACGAAGGCCCAGUUCGUGCGGAAUACGUUGCCUACGAUCAAACGCGUGGCGCAGGGAUCCGAGGCCGAAAGAACUCUACGAGGCCCAAAGCGGAACAACGCUUCAUCGAGCGAUGAUAUAAACAGCGCUGCCUUGGAGGCAAAGCGGUCUGUAGAGCCGCUGACCUACCAGGAUGGACAUUCUCCCGAAGCUGUCGAUCCUGCUGCAGACGUUGCACAUGGCAGAAACUGGGAAGCACAUAUCGAAACCGUGCUCAGGUCUUUCUAUACGUCGAUCUCACAAGAGCCUCUACCGCUAUACGGUGCCCAGGGCGACGCAAAUACCCAACUGAAUCAGUCUAGCAACUUCUUGACCAUCGGAAGCUCGAUGCUUCGGCGCACACCCAGUGUGCUGAGUAAGGCACACUCUGAUACCAACCGGGGUCGAUAUGCUGGUGAGAGUAAGUCACUCGGCGCCCGUUUUAUGACGAAGGCACGGUCGAGACCGCGGCUGCCCUCGGCUCCGGGUUUUGCAUCUAGUAGAACCAGCAUUGACGAGCAGUCCUCGGCCUGGAGUCCAUCAAUGUCAAGCACGUGGAGUAAAGCAUCUCUGGGAAAGACAUUGACGUCCAUGUCGGUCGACUCUUUUGGCACAGAAGCUACUCAUGCCGAUUAUCAAUCGUCCAUCGGUUUCGCAAAUGCUUUGAGCCAGGCUAUUAUUCGGGAAGACCAGCUAGAAUUACCCAUCGAGGACGGCGCGAAAGGUGUGUCUCUGCUCGAGGAUGAGUCCCUUGAGCUUUGCGGUGCUCCGUGGGCCAAGGAAGGCAUUGUCAAGCACAAGUGUCAUCUCGAGGGUGUUGACAAGAGGUCAAAGGACAGAAACUGGAAUGACUGCUUUGCGGUGAUAGAGAAAGGAUAUAUGAGGCUUUUCUCUUUCACAUUGACGGCCAAGUCCCUGAGAUACAGAGCACGCGCUCCCAAAGCUCCAGCUGUGGUGGGUGGCGGUAACUGGCAGGACAACGCUGAGGAGCUGUGGAAGUUCACCCUUCGACAUACCAUUGCCAGCUCACUCCCACCCCCUGGUUACUCGAAAGCGCGACCCUAUGUGUGGGCGCUCAGUUUGCCGACAGGUGCCGUCCAUCUCUUCUCGGUUGGCACACCGGACAUUGUGAAAGAGUUCGUCUCUACCGCCAACUAUUGGAGUGCUCGGCUCUCGAAAGAGCCAAUGAUGGGCGGUAUUAGCAGUAUGGAGUAUGGCUGGAGUGAUGCCGUGGUCAACCGCUCAUUGACGUCGUCGGAGCACCAAUCUGGACGCAACGCCGCCAUGAGUCCACGUCCCAGUACACAGAUGUCGAUGCGGAGCUCCAUGGACCAUGUUGGCGGCGUCCGGCCUAAGCUUCCCGGGGACAAGGCUCAUAUCAGCGACUGGACGCCGCCCCAGCAAUCCAUGUUUGCGUCCCAGCUGAUGGAGGUGGACCAGCUUCGAGCGCUACAGACAUAUGUCACCAACGUGGAGGAAGAACUGCAGAGGCACAACGAACUGCGAGGCCUAAUGCUUCUGGCGUUCACGGUCAAACACCCCAACUCAACCAAAGCUAUGAACAACUGGGAGCGGAAAAGCAGUUACUUGCUUCGAGAAAUUGUCAAGUUCCGCACGUACAUCGAUACCUUGCAGAACGCACAGAUGACGAAAGAUAAGAUCUAUCGGAUGAGAAAGGAGGAAGAGAGAAUGCAGCAUGCCGCGAUGGACUCGAGGAACCAGGCCACCACUGCCAUCCCUGGGGUAGCGUGA
This is a messenger RNA of Fonsecaea erecta, 4101 nucleotides long. RefSeq lists its product as hypothetical. Lineage: Eukaryota; Fungi; Ascomycota; Eurotiomycetes; Chaetothyriales; Herpotrichiellaceae. Gene Ontology annotation, biological process: regulation of ARF protein signal transduction. The transcript has 2 exons. Gene Ontology annotation, molecular function: guanyl-nucleotide exchange factor activity. The record is from RefSeq and is a predicted model, not a curated record. The coding region runs from base 1 to 4101 and encodes 1366 amino acids.